GGGAGCCAGGACCGGAGGCAUGUUCUGCUACCACUGCCCCCCGGGCCUCCCGGCGCCCCGGCUUCCGCCGUCCCUGGAGUACCCCUUCGCUCCGACCCACCCCUACACGAGUUACUCGGCAUACCACCCUGCCCUACACGGGGUCGGCGAGGACUCGUUCGUCAGGAGGAAACAGCGGAGGAACAGGACGACCUUCACGUUGCAGCAGUUGGAGGAGCUGGAGUCGGCGUUCGCGCAGACCCACUACCCGGACGUCUUCACCAGGGAGGACCUGGCCAUGAAGAUCAACCUGACGGAGGCGCGGGUCCAGGUGUGGUUCCAAAACCGACGCGCGAAGUGGCGGAAGAGCGAGCGGCUGAAAGAGGAGCAGCGGAAGCGGGAGGGGGGCUCCGGCAACCCGGAGGGCCCAAGCCUGGCCUCGUCCUCGGGGGGCCCGAGUCCAGGCGGCGCCGACGCCGAGGUCGGGGUCGAGGACGGCGGGCCGGAGGUAGGGGGCUCGCGGAGCCCCAGCACGACCUCCGCCUCGGUGAGCCCGCGGCCCCAGCAGCCGCAGAGUCAGCCGUCCCUGGGAGGCGUCGCGACGCCGCCGCCGCCGCCCACCGCCCCCGUCCGCUCGGGGGCCAGCCUCGGCCCCGCGCCUACCCCCUCGCAGGCGCCCGCCCCGGGAGGUCUGCCACCACCCGCGGAGAGCGCCCCCGGGGCAGGAGGAGGGUUCCGCCCCGUGGAGCCCCCCACGUCGCUCUUCUUCUCGCCGCACCUGGCGGCGCAGUUCUCGCCGCCGCUUUUCGGGAGCAAGGUGGUGGGCAGCACGCCGACCUCGCUGACCUCGGCGACCCCGUCCCUGUGGAGCACCGCGGACCACCGCGGAGGAAGCCUCCAGGAGAUGCUGACCUGGGCGCCGGCCGGCUGGCCAGGAUCCCUCUGCGGAUGCUGCAAGCCCGGGACCGGGGACCUCCACCGGAGCAGCAGCUUGGCGGAGCUGCGGAGGAAGGCCCAGGAACACUCCACCGCCUCCGCCCUCCUAGGGGGCCUAGCCGGGUUCCCAGGGGGUCUGCCUUUGCCCCUGCCCCUGCCCCUGCUGCCCCCGCUGUUGGGCUUGUCCAGAAGGCCGGAACACCAUCACCACCAUCACCAUCUGCCGGCGGUGGUCCACCAGGUGCAGCCCUCCACCAAGGAGGACCCUUAGGAAGCGGCCUUCCGGGGGUCUCGUCGAGGGUGGAGAUCGGUCCACCCUGGGGGUCUACCUUUCGGGGUUCGUCCAGGGAAGACGGGACGUUGCGUCGGAGAGGAUUGUUCCCUAGAUGUGGUUUUUUAACCCUUUGGCUACUAAGAGCGCCUAAAGGCGCCCGACAUUUGGUCCAAUGUUGCCUGCACGGUCGGACGAAUUUCGCCCAUAUGUCGAAAUGGCUCCGUGUUCAGUGUCAACAAGAAGGCGGCUUCAAAAGCGACGUUUUUGGGGAUUCCUAAGGUCCACCAGGGAGGAUCGAGGAAGAUCCUCGUCUUGGCAGCGUUUGUCAAUGGUUGUCAUCAUUAUUUACAUCGUCCAUCCAGGGAUGCCCUCGACCUAGAGAGACUCCCAGAGGAUGAUCAUCGCCUCGUUCCUCGUGAACAUGGAGUAAUCCUGAUUGGAACAUCGCAGUUUAUUUCUCUCAUCCGAUUCGACGAAGACAUUCCCGGAGGACCGUCCUGUGCCUAGUUUAGAUCCUGGUGUUGGCGAUGUUCAAUGUUCGGAUAAAGUGUGAAGAGACGAGGAAGUGAUGCCGGGUCGUGCCAUGCUCUUCUGGGUCCCGUGAUUUUAACCAAAGUAUUAGCGGCCAAAAGAUUGUAGCUAAAAGUAGAGAGACCUGUAUAAUAUUACUGUCCGAUAGUACCGUCACUACCGAUUAACGCUGGAACAACCGGCGGAUUUUUCCUGUCUUUAGUUUGCCACCUGAGAAUCCGUCAUUUUGACGGAUUUGCUUGUUCCAGCGUCAAUGACGAUCGUAGCGAAAGAGAUGCACUAUAACAUAGCGGUAUUACAAACGAGUAUACAUACUUAGUUAGCAUGUACUAUAUCGUGGUAGUUGCAUAAAAUAAAUUCGUUCUCGUGAGAUAAGCAGUCCUCUUC
This is a messenger RNA of Orussus abietinus, 2107 nucleotides long. RefSeq names its product cone-rod homeobox protein (gene Drgx). The transcript is spliced from 4 exons. Gene Ontology annotation, biological process: regulation of transcription by RNA polymerase II. NCBI's taxonomy places the organism in Eukaryota, Metazoa, Arthropoda, Insecta, Hymenoptera, Orussidae. Gene Ontology annotation, molecular function: RNA polymerase II transcription regulatory region sequence-specific DNA binding; DNA-binding transcription factor activity, RNA polymerase II-specific. The record is from RefSeq and is a predicted model, not a curated record. Bases 20 to 1186 code for a protein of 388 amino acids.